Apus apus (common swift) is the source of this 4421-nucleotide messenger RNA. It is a transcript of the gene ANGPTL1, whose product is annotated as angiopoietin like 1. The record is from RefSeq and is a predicted model, not a curated record. NCBI's taxonomy places the organism in Eukaryota, Metazoa, Chordata, Aves, Apodiformes, Apodidae. Bases 127 to 1605 code for a protein of 492 amino acids. The transcript has 5 exons. Gene Ontology annotation, biological process: cell surface receptor protein tyrosine kinase signaling pathway.
ACAGCAUCGGGUAAUAUAGGAAGAAAAAGUAACUCGGCCUCUGGAUUUUCCAUCUACCACAGAAGCAAAACAGCUGGAAGCUUUUUUCUUGUAGUCUCUCCUGACAGUCAUCACACUUGCUUCAAAAUGAAGAUAUUUAAAUGGACUUUGGGUGUACUGUUGUUCCUGCUGUUGUCUAUUGGGCGCUGUACAGAACCAUCCACACCUAAUAAAACAUCCCAACGCAGGUACCCUCGUUCAGCAGAGGGGGGAGAGGAAGGGAAGAAAUGUGGCUACACAUUCUUGGUCCCAGAACAGAAAAUCACGGGGCCAAUUUGUGUGAAUACUAACGCACCAAGUACUGGUAACAGAAAAGAUGAAGUCACCAGAAUGGACAUAGAGAACUUGAAGGACGUCCUGUCCAAGCAAAAGCGGGAGAUCGACAUUUUGCAACUGGUGGUGGACGUGGAUGGAAACAUUGUGAAUGAAGUGAAAUUACUGAGGAAAGAAAGUCGUAACAUGAACUCUCGGGUCACCCAACUCUACAUGCAACUCUUGCAUGAGAUAAUUCGAAAGCGUGAUAACUCCCUGGAGCUUUCCCAACUGGAAAACAAAGUCCUCAACGUUACAACGGAAAUGUUGAAGAUGGCGACAAAAUACAAGGAGCUUGAAGUAAAAUAUGCAGCACUCACUGACCUUGUAAAUAAUCAGUCUGUGACCAUCUCGCUGCUGGAAGAGCAGUGCUUGAGAAUCUUUUCACGACAGGACACCCAUGGGUCACCACCUCUAGUUCAAGUCGUGCCCCAGCACAUUCCUAACAGCCAGCCACACACACCGGUUCUUCUGGGAGGUAACGAGAUACAGCGAGACCCAGGCUACCCCAGAGACAGAGAUGUAAGGCCACCACCUGAUCCAGCUACUUCUCCUACAAAGAGUCCCUUCAGAGUACCACCACUGGCUUUAAUUAAUGAGGGUCCAUUCAAAGACUGCCAACAAGCCAAGGAAGCUGGGCAUUCCAACAGUGGGAUUUAUAUGAUCAAACCUGAAAACAGUAAUGAGCCGAUGCAACUAUGGUGUGAGAACAGCCUGGACCCUGGAGGAUGGGCAGUUAUUCAGAAGAGGACAGAUGGAUCUGUCAACUUCUUCAGGAACUGGGACAGUUACAAGAAAGGAUUUGGAAACAUCGACGGAGAGUACUGGCUGGGACUAGAAAAUAUUUACAUGCUUACUAAUCAGGAUAAUUACAGACUAUUGAUUGAAUUAGAGGACUGGAGCAACAAGAAAGUCUAUGCAGAAUACAGCAGCUUCCGCCUGGAGCCUGAAAGUGAGUUCUACAGGCUACGCUUGGGAACCUACCAAGGAAACGCUGGCGAUUCCAUGAUAUGGCACAAUGGGAAGCAGUUCACAACACUGGACAGAGACAGGGAUAUGUAUUCAGGAAACUGUGCUCAUUUUCACAAAGGCGGCUGGUGGUACAACGCGUGUGCCCACUCCAACCUGAAUGGGGUGUGGUACAGAGGAGGCCACUACAGGAGCAAGUACCAGGAUGGAAUAUUUUGGGCUGAGUACAGGGGAGGUUCCUACUCCUUGAAAGCAGUUCAAAUGAUGAUCAGACCUAUAGAGUGAGGAGGAGAAUCCCGCAGUGCUCAAAUGAUCACGUAUAAACUUCUCGGGGCUUGUGUUCCAGAAAAAUAAAAUAUUACUUUUUAAUCAUUAUUUUGCACAAUCUGCCCCUGCAAAAAGCAGGUCUACAGUUUUCCUGUCCUUUUUUUCCCCCUAUUGUGUUCCCCUCUCCUUUUUUUAGAAACCUUUUCUACUGUGACAGACUGUGUUUUUUUAAACACACAUUCACAAAAGCAGAUGUUUGUGCUUGCAAUGCAUAUUUAUCUUUGUUCAAGUUCAACAUACUUUACAUAAACAGUCAUUAAAGCUGGUAAAAAAUUCCAGAUAUGACAAGAUAUAAGCUUUUUCACUUAAAAAAGCUUAUGCUUUUUCAGGUUAGCUCAAUCCUUAAAUGUAAAUAUGUGAAAUGACAUUGUCUUGCUUUAAUGUGAAAAUUGGUUAGUUAUUUAACAAUUUAUUUAAAAAUGUGGGUAUUACUUUCAAUGAAAAUCUGACUUCACAUUUCUGUUUAAGAUCUACUUCAAGAAGCUACACAAACAUUUAAAGACAUGCUAGCUUUGCCAGCAGAGAGAGAUUUUUGCAAUAAACAAUUGUUUCAAAAUGAAGCGAUGAAUUAAACUAUAAAACUUCUUAGUGAUGUAGAGAAUUCCUUAAGAUCUGCAUAUUCUACCUUUUGUAAAACACUUAGGCACAAUGCUCCUAACAUAAGAAAACGAAGUGUAUGAGACCUUAAGACAAACAAAUUGCUUGGGACUUUUUUUUUUUACUGUAUUCCAACAUUGUAAUUCCACGAAAGUAUUUCUUAAUUCUUAGAACUUCCAUGGCAAAACAAAAAGUCCUGAUACCAAAAUCAACUUCAGAUUUCUAGACCCCUCCCUUGCUCCAAUAAGGAAUAAUGAGUUCUGAACAAGUGUUUACACUUGAAGAGAAAGACCCAGUCUGAAUGCUGGAUUUCCUCCAGCACAGCUUCCUGCUGACACAGCGAAACAAAGAUCAGAAGCCAGGUCUGAGUGUAUUUUCCCUGCCACCCCAAACUUGGCCUGCUCUUAUGACAUACUCAUUUCCCUUCCCCUACAUGUAUAAAACUUUUGAUAGCCUGUAUUUUUUCCUACCUUUUACAUAUCAGACUUCCACUGGAAUUAAUAUGUAAUUUAAGAAAUGAAUUAGAAAACACUUUUUCAACCGUUAACAAAAGCCAUGCUACAAACUACAUCAGAACAAGAUAGUUCCAAAAUCAGAAACAACUAAAUAUUCACUUUCAGUACUAGAAUCUCCAAAUCUAAGGCUUUCUUCUUACUAUAUAAAAUUGUUUGAUAAUGGUACUUAGCCACACAGCUUACCAAAUCUAAUUUGAUAUUAUACAAAAACUAAAUAUGCUGCUCAGAGCUGUAACCAAUGUAUUAGUUUGGCCCCUCAUGGGUUCCUUCAGGAUUUUAAGGAACUUUGCCCCUAUUUAACGUAAGAAAACCCAACAGCUAAAAGAAUAAUGUUUAUGUUAAAUUAGUUGAUACCAAUUGCUAUGCAAAACCUCAUUUGUAAUUCAGAGGAGGAAAAACUACAAUUCUGCUCUCAAAACACAAUCUCUGGAGUAGAUACAGCUUCAUUGAUAACACCUGGCUGCAAGAGCUGUAGUUAAACAUUUGGUCAGAGAUGAACGUCAACAAAUUCCAACAAUAUUCAGUUGGGGUUGGUAGGGAAACCAGUCCCAAAAUACUCCAUUCCUAAAUUCCAAGAAUUUUAACUGACACAACUGUUUAAGGUUACAAUUCUGAAAUUAUUCUUCAUAUAUAGAAUAUUUGUUUGUUACAAAUAUUGUACAGACCACACUGAUUGUUCUGUAAAAUGCUUUUGAAUUGUAAAUGCUUAACAUUCAGACUAUGUAUAGUCUAUUUUUUUGUUUUAUUCCUAUGGUAGUUGGAAAGAACAGUGGUUCAAGUAAAUUUAGAAGCUGAAAAUACCCUCCAAAAUGUUACUUUAAUGAACACUUCUAGCAGCUUUAGUUCAUUCAACCAACAGAUUUCCUCUCCUUGGAAGAGGUCUUAUUUUACCCCAACAAUCUCUUGCCUGCUACAAAACCAGCGUUUGUUUAUUCAGUGCAGCCAGUGAAAGGUGUACUUUGCAGAGAGCCCUAAGCAAAAUUACCUUGCACUCACACUUUCAAUUAAAUAUAUUAGACAUCUAGAAAGCGUGUCUUGCCCAAUUUAAAGCUGCAAGAUGACAUGAACUGAACAUUAUUAUAAAAUAUACCCAGGAAGCUCAGACUGUACAAACACUGUGCCCUGAAAGGAAAGAAUAAGUUGCCAAUUUGAGAUUACAACGAGGGAAUGCACAGCAUCUUUUUUCAGGCAGGUUCCUAAGAAUUUAAUGUAAUAACGGUUCACAUAACAAUUCACUACUUUCAAAUGCUUGUACCUCUGUCAGCUCUUGGCUUUUGGAUUUCAUUUCCUAAGCAUGGUAAUUGUCUUUAAAAGUUCAGUGCUUUCUCUCACAGGUUUUUUUAGAAAAGUUUUUCAGAAUAGGCUGAAGCAUCCCUUAAGCUUCUUGCACUCAACACUCAGAAGCAGCCUCUCUGUGAAGGAUACAGCUUUCACCAUUCCUGUAUUAUUAGUCCAAAUUCAGCCAAGCAGACCUCAAACAAAUUUAACAUGUACUAAACAUGAAACACUGUUUUCACUUGUAUUUCCAAAAAGUCUACUGCAAACAUUAUCACUGAAGCAGCCAAAUACUCAAACAAAUACUUCAAUAACCUGUUUUUAGCUUUCCUGUUUCUGGAUAUAAUUCCUGAAAGUCAGCUGUAAGAAAAUAUUUCACAAGGUAGC